CUCGGACGGAAACGACGACCGUUGAGUGAUGCAGUCGAGCAGUUUCUAAAACAUCAAGAGGUGGCUCGAGAAGAUGCUAAGGAUCAAGCCAUCAUCGCAUCACGAAGUGCGACAAGAAAGGAGAAGAAGAAAGUGAAGGCGCGAUAUGCGACACGGCAUAAGUUUGAUCCUCCAUCGCAGGUUCCAUCGGUUAUCGGCUCACCUACUGAGCGCAAAGAUGUUGAGGAUAAAGCGUUCUUCUCACGAUUUCUGCAUGACCUUCAACGUAAACUUGGCGUCCUCAAUGAAACUGAACAAACGCAACAGGCAAUGGCGUUACCGACAAUUCCGGAAGGAAGAGUACUCAGAGAGUCGCCGGACUCGAGUGAAUCUGGUGAGUCGGACGGGUCUGACAGUUCAGAUAAAAGCGCAGGAUCGAGUCAGAGUAAUUCCACAUCUGGGUCGGUGGAUCCGAAGACACGACGAUCGAAUGCGAUACGUGGAAGUGCUGAAGCGAUCAAAGUGGUGGACGCAGAAGCCGCACCAGUGUUACUGCGUUCGACCAAGUAUUGUUCGUCAACUAGUAGGCCAGCACUGAUUUUUGACGAUCAAGCCGCUCUUACGGCGCAUUCCGUAUCUGAAACCACACUACGAACAGCGCAUAUGCCAGACGCAGUCGUACGUCCACUGCGUUCGCACAUCAUCUCACUUCUUGAAGCGUUGAUACCAGCACUGGAUGUUAACGAUCUUGACAAAACAACAGUCGCCUUUGAGAGUAUUCAACGUCUUUUUUCACUGAUCAAAAUUGUUGACUGCUCGGGCGCUUUGGACGUGCGCGACGAUCUGUCAAUGGAAGAGAUUUAUCUGUGUCAAGAGACUGGCCGUAUUCCGGAUAUAGUGAAUUUGUUUGUGGAUAAGAUUCUAUCGAUGGUCGAGAUGUGUGCCGUAUCGAUCCCGAAGUCUUCAUCACUCGCUCUCGGCUCACUGUCGGACGUUGAGGGGGAUCCGCUGAAUGAGGAUGACGUUCUUCUGAAGAAAUGCGCCAUCAACGCCUUUAAUGCCCUACUCGACAAUUGCUCAUUGGCCAUUUUAACGGUUUCUAUUCCAUCCUUUCAUGAAUGA
Molecule: messenger RNA, 1101 nt
Organism: Anisakis simplex (herring worm)
Lineage: Eukaryota; Metazoa; Nematoda; Chromadorea; Rhabditida; Anisakidae
Source: the annotation of a GenBank genome assembly